Messenger RNA from Physella acuta, 2357 nucleotides. RefSeq lists its product as uncharacterized. NCBI's taxonomy places the organism in Eukaryota, Metazoa, Mollusca, Gastropoda, Physidae. The record is from RefSeq and is a predicted model, not a curated record.
GAAGCUCGUGAUCCGCCCCUUCAGCUAGUGUCAGACAGUUAGGUCGUCUGCUGGUGUCUCAACGUCCCUCAUCCAGUCCAUCUAUUGUGAUUUAUUGAACAUCGCUCGUUUGAAAACAGAUUCAACCGUUUUCGGGUGAAAAAUAAAUCUUCGCAAGAUGCUGAAGAUAGUUUUAGCGUUGCUAGCUCUGGUGGGGCUCUGUGUGGGGGACCAGUGUGCUGACCAGGCCAACGCCUGUUUCACAGACGGUGACAGCAGAGCCAUCAGCCGGAAAAUGCAAAAUUAUGAUCUGGAAGCGGUUUGCAUGCACUACCUGACCUCUAUCACGUGCGCCAAUAAUGUCCAGGGUACUUGUACAGAAAAAGCAGCAACCAUUGCUAAAGCCAACAACGCAACAAGCAACUUAUGCGGAGCCGACGGCAAGCCUGACCAAUGUGGCCGAGACUUCAAGAGCUGCAUGGACCAGUUUACUAGCAUCGAAAACGAUUUCCGGGCUCAGGAUGCCAAACUAGCCUGCCAGGCGAUCAACCAAUACGAUUCUUGCACAACUAAUUUGAAGAAAAACGACGAUUGCAAGGCGAGGAUUGCAGUGGUUCUGAAUGCAUUUGAGACAACUUUGUCUGGAGAUGAGCUGCUUAUUGGAUGUGACGGGGAAUGUGGAAAAGCAAUUGGCAACUGCACCAGCAAGAUGUUGAACGAUCUCGCUGUGCAGGAGGUUGUCAAGAAAAACUGGACAGAUUUUUGCAUUCAAGCCUACGAUUCUGUGAACUGCCUGGACAGUUUAAAGAAUACUCCUUCAUCUCCAUGUGCUGCCAACCAAACCCUAAUCAACCAGGCAGACGCCGGGAUGCAAAGUCAAAUUAAUUAUCUGAAAGAUUAUUGUGACGCCAAGGGCAAACCAUCAGCCUGUGUGUCCACCAUCAUCCUCUGUUACGCUGACAUUGCUGGCCUCGGUCCAAAACCCACUGUGGCACAGGAGUGCGCAGCAUCAGCGAAGUUUCUAGAAUGUAGCAGUUCAUUGCCCUGUGUCAGUGGUCUGGGUACAACCAUCAAUAACUUGAAAACACAACUCGUCAACGAGCAGGAAAAGGCCAAUUGUGAUAGGAUCGGAUCCUGCAACCAGCGCAUGACGGCAUGCAACGAAUUCCAGACACAGUUGCAAAGUUUUACAAGCCAAGAUGCCAAUUACUGCAACGUGGCUAACAAAGGUGUGUUGUGCUUUGACAACGUCCGAAAUGACGUCAUCUGCAGCAAAGAACAAACUAGGGUCAGCGAGUUUGAAACUAUGUUGGCUAUUGAAAUAGCCCCAGCCUGUGGUGUACAUCUGCCUAGCUGUGACGACCGUCUGAAGAUCUGCGAGGAUACAGAACGUAUCUUGGCAUCUAUUGACAACACGACCAACAAGGCGGACUACUGCAAACGAACCUUCCAAGGCAUCAAGUGCUUUGAUGACAUCAGGAAAAACGCCACUUGUAAGAUGGACCAAGUUCAGGUCAAAGGAUGGGAGGCAACUCUAAAAAAUGUUCUCGGACCAUACUGUGGCAACGGUGGCGCUUCAGUCCAUAUCUCCAUCGCUCUUCUCAUCACAACAUUGUAUCUAGCUUUAAAGGCCUUCAACUUGGACAGAAGUUGAAAGAACACAGAGAUUAUUUUCCCAUCAAAUUGUCUGUAACAUAGUUCAUUUCUAUAAAUGUAGAGUUCAUUUUAAAAAAAUACGACCAUAAUUGUAGAGUUAUUUAUUAAAUUACUCCCAUAAUUGUAGCUAUUCAUUUAAAUAUGGAGUUAGAACACCGUACGUUUUAUCUUUUAUUUCGUUUCACUAAAAUGUUUCAACAUUCGGCAUUAAAAAGACAAAACUUGUACAUGUUUUGGUUGGUGGAAGAUUUCGUUGGUGGCAGUGCUACAUGGUGGUAGUGCUGCAUGGUGGAAGAGUUGAAUGGUGGAAGUAGUGAAAUGAUGGUCAAGUCGCUGUAACAACAAAAAUGAUGCCUAGCCUUAAAAAACGUGGUUGAUUUGUUAAUUGCGUGUCCCUUGUAUUCCUGGUCCUUAUUUUAAUCAACAUAAAUUUAAAAGUGUACAUUAAAAGAGUAAUUGAAUGUUUGAUUGUGCUAUAAAAGGGCGGCACUGGUUGUGAAAUGAGUAUAAAGUGUCAAACAAGAGUGUUAGAGAUAAAUGACGUGUGUCUUGUGUGAAUGGAUGAAGUUUUUUUGUGUAUAGAUUACAUUAACUAAUGUAAUUAUGUUUGUCAUAAAUGCUGGAAAAAUAAUUAUAUAACUAGAGAUAGUUAAACGAUGAUUUCUCGAGAGCUUAUGAUGAAAUAUAGACACUAGAAACAAAAUAAAACAAUUUUCAGCUUU